UAGUUUUAUUUUUUCAUUGGGUGAUGCUGAUAUGAAAAAUGCCGUUUUGAGUCGCGUGAAAAGAAGAAACAGUGCAUUAAAUUAUGAGGAAUAUCUUGGACCGUCAUUUGGCUUUGACGAUAUUACGGUCAAUGGUGAGAAUUAUAGAGAAGAGAUGAAAUGUUAUUCAGGAAAUUAUAGCUAUGAAAAACCAAUUCGAUCUGAAGG
Molecule: messenger RNA, 207 nt
Organism: Racocetra persica
Lineage: Eukaryota; Fungi; Glomeromycota; Glomeromycetes; Diversisporales; Gigasporaceae
Source: the annotation of a GenBank genome assembly